Molecule: messenger RNA, 1266 nt
Organism: Didymodactylos carnosus
Lineage: Eukaryota; Metazoa; Rotifera; Eurotatoria; Philodinida; Philodinidae
Source: the annotation of a GenBank genome assembly
AUGUCCAUCACAUCCUCAUCCCCACCGUACGAAGAUGUUGAAUUGAAUCUGAAUUUAAUAGAAGAACAAGCUUCUCGUCUGAUUUGCGUUGUUAAACCUCAUUGGGCUACUAAAAAGUUAACAUACACAAAAUUGACCGAUGGCGUUUCAAACGCUCUUCUCGCUAUGUUUCCCACAUCGACCGAUAAUUCUGAUGACGAUAUCAAACAUGGUCUUAUAUGUAAAAUCUACGGAAAUAACUCCGAUUUAGUUAUCGAUCGAGAAAUGGAAAUUUGUACAAUGGUUGAAUUAGCCAAAUAUAACUUUGCAAAUGAAAUAUUAUUAAGAUUUAAAAAUGGAUUUUUCUAUACCUAUGAGCCUGGAAAAACGAUUAAUCACAUACUUGCACUUGAUGACUGUAUAUCAUCGUUAAUCGCUCGUCGUCUAGCUGAAUUUCAUUCUAUCACACCAAAACUAGAAUUCCAUCAUAAACGUGAAAAUUAUUGUCAAUUACCAGAAAAAUUACUCCAUUAUUUUAAUUUGUUAAGUGGUACAAAUAGUGAAAUAUAUCAGCGUUUAGCUAAGGCAUCUAGUACAAGUACUACGACGACAGCAUCGGCUCUUCUCUCAUCUGUGAAACAACUUCUCGGUUAUUCAUCCCAAUUAACAAUGAAUAAAAUCGAAGAAAGAAUAAAUUAUAAACUUGCAGAUAUUGAAAAUGAUAUAAAACAAAUUGAUAUUAUUUUUAGAAAUCAAUGGUCACAUAUUCAAGUUGUUUAUUGUCAUAAUGAUACUCAAUGUCGAAAUUUUCUCUAUGAUGAAAAACUUAAAAAAAUUAAUAUUAUCGAUUUUGAACAUUGCAUGUAUAACUACUGGAUCUUUGAUAUUACAAAUCAUUUUCUCGAAUUUGCUGGCCUGUCCAAUCCCGAUUGGUCAUUGUAUCCAGAUCGAAAAUUUCAAAAAAAAUGGCUGAAAACCUAUUUAGAAUAUGCUGAAUUUUUACCCGACUAUAUUCCAAUAACAACAGCAACACAAAAUGGAGUUAAUAAAUCAAAACCAAGCAAUAUUGAAUUAGACUAUUUAUGUGACCUAAUUGGAAAAAUGAUUGCACCAUGUCAUCUUUACUGGGCUCUAUGGGCAUUUUUGGAAAGUCUACUGAAUCAGACGUCCACAGAUUUUGAUUAUUUAGCUUAUGGAAAAAUUCGUUUUGAACAAUACUUGGCACACAAAGAAGCGUUUUUUGAAUCUACCCUAGCUGAAUUACCGAAACACACAUCAGCUACUUGA